Molecule: messenger RNA, 1917 nt
Organism: Cheilinus undulatus (humphead wrasse)
Lineage: Eukaryota; Metazoa; Chordata; Actinopteri; Labriformes; Labridae
Gene: fdps
Product: farnesyl diphosphate synthase (farnesyl pyrophosphate synthetase, dimethylallyltranstransferase, geranyltranstransferase)
Exons: 9
Coding region: 188-1381 (397 amino acids)
Biological process (GO): trans, trans-farnesyl diphosphate biosynthetic process
Cellular component (GO): cytoplasm
Molecular function (GO): (2E,6E)-farnesyl diphosphate synthase activity; dimethylallyltranstransferase activity
Source: RefSeq, a predicted model, not a curated record
CCUUGCUGCUGUUUACUUAGCUUAGCUGACUAAUGUUCAGUAUGAAACGGUGGAGCUAAUUAGACUGGUGGUUUCUCUUAACCGGAAAAACAUACCAAUGAAAUGUGACGAAGUGGUUACCGGUGCAGUCUGACAGGGUUGACACAGCCUGUUACCGUCGCUAGGGCUAGUUUUUGUUGAUAGAGGCAUGAGACGGCUGCUUAGCUGGGUCCUAAAUGGCCCAAAAGUGAGUCGGACCAUGUGGCUGCCCUUACCCCCGCCUAAGCCAAAAAACAAAUCUCUUCUGCUGUGCACCUCGUCUUUUCAGGGAGACGCAGUUUGCAAUGGGAUUCACAGUAAAAAGGCGCUUCUGUCGGACCCUCAGCUGUUUGAAGCUCAGUUUGAAGAGCUGGUUACAGAACUUGCAGAGCGGGAUCUCACCGACCCUGCUCUUUCUGAUGCUCUGAGCAGGCUGAGACAGGUUCUGGAGUACAAUUCCCCCGGAGGCAAGAGGAACAGAGGCCUGUCAGUGAUUGGCUCACUGAGGGAACUACUCCCACCCACUCAGCUCACACAGGACACAGUGCAGAGGGCUCUCACCGUGGGCUGGUGCAUAGAGUUGCUUCAGGCUUUUUUCCUCGUGGCCGAUGAUAUCAUGGAUGCAUCUGUGACCCGCAGAGGACAGCCCUGCUGGUACAAGAAGGAUGGGAUAGGUCUUGAUGCCAUCAAUGACUCAUUUCUCCUUGAAGGGUCAAUCUACAGACUUCUUCGCCGACACUGCAGGGAUCAGCCUUACUACGUCCAUCUGCUGGAGCUGUUUACUGAGACAUCUUUCCAGACAGAGCUCGGCCAAGCUCUUGACCUCAUGACUGCUCCUCCCGGUCAGAUUGACCUCAACAGAUUCACCAUGGAGAGAUAUAAAGCUAUUGUGAAAUACAAGACUGCCUUUUAUUCCUUUUACCUCCCUGUGGCAGCUGCAAUGUACAUAGCAGGAAUUGUGAGUGAAGAGGAACACAGUAACGCCAAGCAUAUCUUGCUUGAGAUGGGAGAGUUCUUUCAAAUUCAGGAUGACUAUUUGGACUGCUAUGGAGAUCCUGCCGUUACAGGAAAGAUUGGUACAGACAUCCAGGAUAACAAAUGCAGCUGGUUGGUGGUCAGAGCUCUGGAAAUCAUGACUCCUGAACAGAGAGCAGAGCUGGAGGCUUGUUACGGGCGUCAUGAUGAUGCCAGUGUUGAAAAGGUCAAAGCAUUGUACAACACGCUGCAGAUGCCAGAACUGUACCACAAAUAUGAAGAUGAGAGUUACCAGCGGCUACAGAAGCUCAUCGCAUGUCACGCUCAAAACCUUCCUCAUUCAGUCUUCCUCAAUUUUGCCAAAAAAAUCUACAAAAGGAACAAGUGAUAGGGGAGGGAUUCAUUAACACUGGAAGCUGUUUCAACAAGGUUAUCCUGCAACUGUUAACUUGACACAGGGUGUGACUUCUCUGAGUCCCAGUAGCCUGGCCUGAAGAGGGCCGUGAUGUGUAAAAAUCUCUCUGGAAAUUUAUAAACUGUAAUGGUUUUGUAGAUAAUUGGCUGUAAAUGUCUUCAUAUAGCUUGUAUCUUUUGCUUCAUGUUAUCUAUUUAUUAAAGAGUGGAUUUAGGAAUGGCAUUGCUUUAGCUAAUGGGCACGUUGAGCUUUAAUAUUUUUCUGUCCUCAGGAAUGCAAGACGGGGCAAGGUACCAGCCCAAACAGAUAUGAUCGUCAAAAUAAUGAGAAUUUUGUAGGAAAAGAGGUAAUAUGUGGUGAACAUUUGAAAAGGACAGUGCAUCUUUGUCAGUGUCAAUCCUGACCAGACAGGUUUAAAGCUAAUUUUUAAUUCCAGAUAUUUUUGUAAUGCAGCUUUAAAGCCUCUACUGACCCGGAUGUUAUUGAUUUUAAUAAAUAAUGCACACCCA